Peniophora sp. CBMAI 1063 is the source of this 3672-nucleotide messenger RNA. Lineage: Eukaryota; Fungi; Basidiomycota; Agaricomycetes; Russulales; Peniophoraceae. The record is from the annotation of a GenBank genome assembly.
AUGCUAGACGGCUCGGGCCACUCCUCCCGCCCACAAGACACGUUUGGAACCCUCAAGCGCGAGAAAACAUUCAAGCGGCCCGCUCCGGACGGCAGCACUGUCCCCAUUCUUCAGGAGUUCGUCGCGCCGGCCAUCGAGUCCUUCAACGCGCUCUUCGACGACUCCGGCCUGCCAAACGGCGACGGCGAUGGCCGAGGACUGCUGAGCCUUGCCAUCAAGGACAUUGGGGAGAAGGUCGUAUUUGAUGGAAAGCAGGGCGUGAACGCAGGCUGGGGAAACCGCAUGCGAUUUUGGAUCGAACAGGUCUCCAUCGGGCGGCCCAUGGUUCCUGACAAAGACCGGCAGGCCGUGGAGCGCAGAGUGUUCCCUACCGAGGCCAGAGAACGGUUGACUACAUAUCGCGGUCGCAUGACCGUCAAGCUGUGCUACAAGAUCGACGAAGCUGGACAGACAGUCAACACAGUCACCAAAGACUGUGGCCUUGUGCCCAUCAUGGUUAGAUCUGCAAGGUGUAAUCUCAAGGGCAUGUCUUCCGCAGACCUUGUUAAGCAUCAUGAAGAACCCGAAGAGUUUGGAGGCUACUUCAUCAUCAACGGCAACGAGCGUCUCGUCCGCUACCUCAUUCUACCUCGCCGGAACCAUGUGAUCGCCGUCACUCGUCCCUCGUUCAGCAACCGUGGACCCUCGUACACUCCCUAUGCUACCCAGAUCCGCUGUGUUCGGCCAGACCAGAGCGCCGUUACAAAUACCUUGCAUUAUCUCUCAAACGGCAACGCCAUGUUCCGCUUCAGCUGGCGCAAGCAAGAAUACGUUAUCCCUGUUAUGCUCAUCCUCAAGGCUCUUGUCGGCGCCUCCGACAAGGAGAUCUUUGAGGGUCUCAUGAUGCAUGACUAUGAGAACACGUUCUUGUCGGACCGUGUCGAGCUCUUACUUCGUAGCUUCAAGACAUUUAGCUUGCAUACUGGCGAACAAUGUCUGGAUUAUCUCGGCGAGAAGUUCCGCGUCGUACUUGGCCUUCCAGAGGACUGGACGAAUGAGGCCGUCGGCGCAUGGCUCGUUAACAAGCAAGUCCUGGUACAUCUCGAAACACCUAGAGACAAGUUCAGGAUGCUUCUGUUCAUGCUACGCAAGCUGUUUGCCAUCGUGUCCAAGUCAUGCGCUACAGACAAUCCAGAUUCCCCUCAGCAUCAGGAGGUUCUCCUCCCCGGCCAGCUUUACGGCAUGAUCCUCAAGGAGAAAAUUGAAGACCUGUUGAACGGCAUCCGCUUACAGAUCGUCACGGAUCUUCGGCGCGCUGAGUCGUCGGUGGACUUCUUCAACGAAAAGUACAUCACACGAGUGCUCAGUCGUGUCAACUGGGACAUUGGCGGGCGAAUGGCGAAUUUCCUCGCCACAGGCAAUCUCGUCUCACCGACGGGCCUCGAUCUACAACAAGCGUCAGGCUUCACCAUCGUCGCAGAGAAGCUCAAUUGGUAUCGAUACAUCAGCCACUUCCGCUGUAUUCAUCGAGGCGCCUUCUUCGCCGAGCUCAAGACGACUACAGUUCGUAAGCUCUUACCUGAGGCAUGGGGCUUCUUGUGCCCGGUUCAUACCCCCGACGGUUCACCAUGUGGUCUAUUGAAUCAUCUAUCCCGGACGUGUCGCAUCGUUACUGCACCUCUUGCGGUGAAGCACAUACCGGCUUUGCUCGUCGGCCUCGGUAUGGCGGAGUCCUUUGCUCCUUCAGUGCACGGCAGCAACACUCUCUGCGUGCAACUGGAUGGGCGCGUCAUCGGUUGGGCAAGACCGACUCUCGCUAAAGAACUGGCCACCACCUUGCGCAUCUGGAAGACGGAAGGCAAGAACAAGAUUCCGCUCGACCUCGAAAUUGGCUAUGUGCCUCCAUCCGAAGGCGGGCAGUAUCCCGGUCUCUUCCUUUUUUCAUCUCGCUCUCGCAUGAUGCGCCCGGUCAAGUACGUGGCCAACGAGCGAGACGAUCAAAUCGGCUCGUUCGAGCAGGUAUACAUGGACAUCGCCAUCACGCCGGAAGAGAUCGAGAGGGGCGUAUCUACACACGUCGAGCACAAGCCGACCAACUUCCUGUCCAUUCUUGCGAACCUUACGCCAUUCUCGGACUUCAACCAGAGUCCGCGCAACAUCUACCAGUGCCAGAUGGGCAAACAAACUAUGGGCACACCCUCGACGGCCAUCAAGCAUAGGACAGAUAACAAACUCUAUCGUUUGCAGAGCGGACAGACGCCCGUCGUCCGGCCUUCUUUGCACACCACCUACGGCAUGGACUCGUUCCCGAACGGUACAAACGCUAUCGUUGCCGUCAUCUCUUAUACCGGAUACGACAUGGAGGACGCCAUGAUCCUGAAUAAGUCGGCGCAUGAACGUGGUUUCGGCUACGGCUCUGUGUACAAGUCGCAGAUCGUGGACCUUCAAGACCAGAGAGGUGCGAAGAAGGGCGGCUUACCGACAAUGCACUUCGGUCUUGGGUCGGACGUCAAGUUUGAGCCGGAGGAUAAAGCGCACUUCUGUACACAGUUCCUCGACCGCGACGGCUUACCAUUUGUUGGUGUACGCGUAUCGCCUGGUGACCCUGUCGCAGCUUACAUCGACGAUACGAGCGGACGCACCAACAUGGUUAAAUACAAGGGAGAUGAGGUUGCAUAUGUCGAGGAAGUGCGCUUACUAGGUUCCGACGCCGGCGACGCUGAGCUACAGAAGAUUCAUCUCACGCUGCGCAUACCACGUUCACCUGUCAUUGGUGACAAGUUCUCCUCUCGUCAUGGACAGAAGGGCGUCUGCUCGCAGAAGUGGCCGGCGAUUGACAUGCCGUUCAGCGAGAGCGGGAUGCAACCCGAUGUCAUCAUCAACCCACACGCCUUCCCCUCGCGUAUGACGAUCGGCAUGUUAGUCGAGAGCAUGGCUGGGAAAGCAGGCGCGAUGCACGGUCUGGCGCAGGAUGCCACGCCCUUCACGUUCUCCGAGUCGGACACCGCCAUCGACUAUUUCGGCAAGCAGCUGUUAGCUGCGGGGUACAACUACUACGGCAACGAGCCCAUGUACUCCGGCAUAACGGGCCAGGAGUUCGCCGCGGACAUCUACCUCGGCGUCGUGUACUACCAACGCCUUCGCCACAUGGUGUUGGACAAGUUCCAAGUGCGCACGACUGGACCGGUCGAUCCUGUUACCCGUCAACCCGUGAAGGGCCGCAAACGCGCGGGCGGCAUUCGUUUCGGAGAGAUGGAGCGCGACGCACUCAUCGCCCACGGGACCUCUUUCCUUCUCCAGGACCGUCUCAUGAACUGCUCGGACUACUCCACGGCAUGGGUGUGCCGCACGUGCGGCAGUCUCAUCUCGCUCGGAUACGACGACGUCUCGCUGGGUGAGAGCGUUUCAUCAGGAGGUACAUCGCGCGCCACAGCGCCCGGUGGCGAGUACUGCCGCACUUGCCGCGCCGCUGCACAGAGCGAAGAUGAGCGCUCACGCACUGCGCUCGCGACGGGCCAGGACCCGGCUAACGUGGGUCAUGCGGAUGUGCGCAUAGCCAUUCCUCGCUCUCACAUCCUUGACGCCCGUCCCAAAGGCGCGGAUCUGGACGUUGUUGCCGUCCCCUACGUUUUCCGGUAUCUAUGCGCUGAACUUGCGGCGAUGGGCAUCGCCGUAUCUGUCGACGUACAAUGA